AACCAUUCUGCCCCCAACCUCCGGCACAGCUUGGCGGACUCUCCUUAACGGGAGCCAUUUUUUUGUGCAAGUUUUUUUAGUUUUAGUUUUCUUUUAGCUUUCCUGCGUCAACGGGUUAGCCAAAAAGAAAUACAAAAAAAAAAAAAAUUCCAAAAAUUUGUGCGAAAGACUUACUACUUUGCAAAGUAAUCAGUGUGUCGUGGAAAUAGUGAUUGUCAACAGGCUCAUACCACGCCAGUUUAAACAAGUAUUGAUUGAAAAUAAUAGUGAAAAAACAGUAAAAUGGGGCGAGACGUGGCCUUCUUCGUCUUGGCAUUACUCGCCAUUUGGCACAACCCUGUUUGCUCCGAAACUGCUGAUCUCGAAUUGUUGCAUGAUUCCGAUAGCCAGCAUCACAGCCUUUGGUCACCGAGGGUGUUAAGCAAUGGCAGCAAAGACAGCCAGGGCCAUUGCUUGUGGUACGGCACGUGUAACGAUUGUGACUACGCUUACAACUAUGCCUACCAAGGUGAUGCCAUGCCAGUUACUGAAACCGAUUUGCAAGCCCUCGAAUCCGUGUGCCCCGAACUCCUUGACCAGUUUGGUCCUGGAGAAGAGCCGCAUUUUUGCUGCGACUCGAGGCAAAUCAACGAUCUGAUCGUGAAUUUUGGCCAAGCCCUCAAUUUGGUGGGACGAUGCCCGAGCUGCGCGCGCAACUUGCGCAUGAUCUUUUGCUCAAUGACGUGCGAUCCUCAUCACAGCCGAUUCCUCGCGUACAACACGACCAUAGAGCACGCCACACCAGAACCGAUCACAAAUUCGACGACUGUCGUCAAAGCGCUUAACUAUUACAUUGAUGACACGUUCGUCACAGAGAUGUACGAUUCGUGCAAGGAAGUCACGAAUCCAUCGUCCAACAGUCUCGUCAUGCCCACCAUUUGCGGUCAAUGGGGCGAAGAUUGCUCCCCGCAUCGACUACUGGAUUUCAUGGGUCAAGGCAUGAGCAGCGGUGGCUUCUCUCCCUUCGAUAUUUACUUCCAGUACAUCCCGCAUGGCGAACCGGUUCCGAAUCCCGAUGUGAUCGAAGCUUUUGACCCUCAAGCUGUUCCAUGCUACGAAGCUAUUAGUAACACGAGUGGAGCGUGUUCCUGCGUCGACUGCACCGGCAGUUGCCCCAAACCGAAACCGUGGCCACCGCUACCAGAGCCGUGGACCGUCGGUUCUAUGUACGGUGUCUCUUUCGUCAUGUUGAUGGUCUUCCUCGCAGUUUCCGCCACCUUCUUGGUGACUCUUUUCUGGAAAUGGCACGUCGAUCGCGUCGUUAUACUGGACGACGGGCUGGAGACGAUCAGCCGAGGGUGGGAUUCGGUGGGGAGGCGCCUUGCCGGCGCCGCCACGCAUAAUCUCUCGCUACCGGCCCUCGAUGAUGAAGUAGAGCCAUUGCACCAACCUAAAACCACUGCAACUCCCACUUCGGCGACACAAACUUCUUCUUCUGGCCAAGGACCAGCUCAACACUCGAACAGCCAUUCACGCGGAGUCAAACGUCGUUCGCUGCAGCCGACCAUCUCUACGACGUCGUCUACCGACUCGCAAUAUGAAUACGUUCAGGGCUCGUUCAUGGAACGAGCAGGAGCGUCCAUGGAAAAGGCGCUCGAAUCAUUCUUCACCGCGUGGGGCACUUUUUGCGCUAGAUGGCCGUGGAUGGUCCUUUUCCUGGGUAUUUCGGUGGCCACCGCCCUGACCGUGGGCGUUAUCUACCUGGAAGUCACCAUCGAUCCGGUUGAGCUUUGGGCUGCCCCCGAGAGUCGCUCCCGUCAAGAAAAAGACUAUUUCGAUAAGAGUUUCACCCCUUUCUAUCGCACAGAGCAGGUUAUCCUUCACGCCGAAUAUAUUUCAGGCUUUGACUAUGAAACCUUAUCAGGCACCAAAAGGUUCGGACCCGCCUUUAGACUUGACUUCCUCCUUGAAGCCCUUCAUUUACAACACGAUAUCGAAGCCAUAAUGGGCGAUGAGUUGAACACAACGUUGGGUAACAUUUGCUACAAGCCCAUGGCCCCCGAUGUCAACGAAUGUACCAUUCAGAGCGUCUUGGGUUGGUGGCAGGGCCGUGAAGACUAUUUGCUCAAAUCUGUUGUUGGCACUACGAAUGGCUAUAAUUACACCUACUUGGAUCACGCCAUCUACUGUUCCAAGAAUCCACUGAUGCCUUACGACAAUAAUUUCAAAUGGCAAAAUGAAACUACCGGUGCCUUGGAGCAAAUUGGUUGUUUGGCUGAAUACGGUGGGCCAGCAUUCCCCUACGUCGUUCUCGGAGGUUUCCGCAAUGGCGAAAACGAAAGCGUCAGCGACGAAUCUCUGUACAUGAACGCCACCGCCCUCAUUUUAACUUUCAUCGUCAACAAUAAGGCAGACAAAGACCUUUUGGGCCCGGCUAAAGACUGGGAAAAGAAAUUUUUGGAAUACAUGAAAUACUGGAAGGAAAAUAAGAUGCCAAAGUACAUGUCGGUAGCCUACAUGGCCGAACGUUCCAUUGAAGACGAGUUGACUCGUGCAAGCCAGUCGGACGUUAUUACCAUUGCCAUAUCGUAUUGCAUCAUGUUUGCGUAUAUUGCCAUCGCUCUCGGCCAAGCUCGAUCCUUCUCCAGGCUAUUGGUGGACAGCAAGAUUACCCUGGGUAUUGGUGGCGUCAUCAUUGUGCUCUUGUCCGUCGUCGCAUCCAUCGGUUUCUACGGCUACAUUGGAGUACCUGCUACCCUUAUCAUCAUUGAAGUUAUUCCCUUCUUGGUAUUGGCUGUCGGUGUCGACAAUAUUUUCAUCUUAGUCCAAACCUACCAACGUGAACCCCGCCGUGCCAACGAGACGCACGAGGAACAUAUUGGCCGCAUCGUCGGUGAAGUGGCUCCGUCUAUGUUGCUCUCCUCCAUUUCAGAAGCCUUUUGCUUUUUCCUUGGGGCGUUGUCGGGAAUGCCUGCCGUCAAAGCGUUUGCGCUGUACGCUGGUAUGGCCCUGCUUCUGGACUUUUUGCUGCAGAUGACCUGCUUUAUCGGCCUGUUCUCGCUCGAUACAGCUCGGCAAGAGAGCAAUCGCCUGGACAUUUGCUGUUGUGUCCAAGUCGGAAAGAAGAACGACCCUAAAGAUGCCGCUGCUGCCGAAGGGGCACUGUACAAACUAUUCCAGGACGCUUAUGCGCCAUUCAUUUUGUCGAAACCCAUGCGAGCUGUUGUCAUGGUCGUUUUCUUCGGUUGGCUUUGCGCUUCAAUUGCUCUGACACCUCGCGUUGAAGUUGGACUUGAUCAAGAACUCUCUAUGCCUGAAGAUUCGUACAUGCUGGAUUAUUUUGCCUAUCUCGCCAAGUAUCUUUCGGUCGGUGCCCCGGUUUACUUUGUCGUGAAAGAGAGCUCUUACAAUUACACGGAUCAGCUUGCACAGCAAAAACUUUGCGGCGGUCGUGGAUGUGACACCGAUUCCCUCGUCACGCAAAUCUAUUUGGCCUCCAAGAACAAGAGCCGUUCGUACAUUGCUGCUACGCCAGCUUCCUGGAUAGACGAUUACCUCGAUUGGUUUAGAAUUUCUGAGUGUUGUAAAGUCAAUGGCAUUACCGGAGAUUUCUGUCCAGCCUUCCAACCAGAUCCUUUCCUGGACUGUGUUGAAUGCGACAAAACAUUCAUCGACGAGGAAAAACUAUGGCCCGACCCAAGGACGUUCAACAACUGGCUGCCCACUUUCUUGAUCGAUAACCCCUGCGAAUUGUGUCCAAAAGGAGGUCACGCAGCGUAUGGACAGGCGUUGGUUUAUAACGGCGCUCAAGACAAUUUGACAGUUGGAGCUAAUUACUUUAUGACCUACCACUCAAUCCUCAGGACGUCAAAAGACUUUUACUCAGCACUGAUUGAAGCCCGAGUCAUUUCCGAUAGUAUAUCCGAAACUCUGUCUGCAGUUGCCAAUAGCACGGUGGAAGUAUUCCCCUACAGUAUUUUCUACGUCUAUUACGAACAAUACUUGACGAUGUGGCGCGAUGUGAUCAUCAGUCUCAGCAUCUCCAUUGCGGCUAUAUUUGUCGUGACGUUCAUCCUCCUCGGUCUUGACAUCCAUUCAUCGGUCGUUGUUCUCAUCACAAUUAUCAUGAUUUUGGUCGACCUGUUCGGCCUCAUGUACUUGUGGGACAUUACGCUCAAUGCAGUAUCUCUCGUCAACCUUGUCAUGGCUGUCGGUAUCUCUGUGGAAUUCUGCAGUCACAUCGUCCGUGCCUUUGCCGUGUCGAUUGAACCCACUCGCAUUGCCCGAUCCAAGGAAUCUCUUGUCAGAAUGGGAAGCUCGGUUUUGUCUGGCAUCACGCUGACCAAAUUCGGAGGAAUCGUUGUUUUGGCUUUUGCCAAGUCGCAGAUUUUCCAAGUCUUCUACUUCCGCAUGUACUUGGGUAUCGUGUUGAUUGGUGCAGCCCAUGGCCUCAUCUUCUUGCCAGUCUUGUUGUCUUUCAUCGGACCUGGCGUAAAUCGUCACAAGCUAUACUUGAAGAACAGUAAAUCAGGGGUCGUAUGUUCGUCGCCGACGCAAAAUCUAAAUAAUCCGCAAUUUUAUGAUAUUCCGAAAGAGGGACGUGAUGAUGAGAUCCACCGCCAUAAUGCCAGGGUUGAUGUUCAUCACGAGACUGACGUGGCGUCGCAUCCUCCCUCAUAAUUGCCGUUCGUUCCAGACUGUCGUUGAUGGAUGGAAUGCGAAUCAUGCAUAGAGCACGAUAUCCAUUACUGUCGCUUGUCUUAUCUACCCCUCUCCCCCUUUUUCCUCGUUUGCGGUCCCUCUUAUAUUCCCCAUAUGUUGUUCUGCAACGCAUGUCGAAGUGCGUGUGCUCAUAUAGAUUGCUAUUGUAAUUUUCAUUUUCAUUGCGGUUUCCUUGAAUGUAAAAUCUCCGCCUCACUUAUGUUCCAAGUGUUGGAUGGUAAAUGUCACUUAACAAAAGUAUUCCUCGUCCUUCCCCCAUUUUUUUUUUCAUUUGAUUUCAUCUUCUGAAUUCAUUUCAAAAAGUUUAAUUUUUUUUAACAUUCCCGUCGUCAGAGAUUUUUUUUUUCCUUUCUUUGGAAUGAAGUAAUACCUACAGUUUGAGAUUCAAUGUGUAAAAAAAAAAUAUUAUUAUUAUCCCAAUAUUUUGGGCGUACCUAGUCGGCUCUGAUAAUUCGUAUUAACGCCGAUAGAAUUGUUUUCGAUGAUAUCGUCACGUCUAUGAAAAUCAACUUCUAGCAAUUUUCCCGUCUACCUGCCUUUGCCCUUGAUCCUUUCCUCGUUUGUUGUCGCUAGUGUUAUUCCGUGUGCUUAUCAGAUAUGAGUACGGUCGUUCAACAUACACUGCUCCCAUACGAACAA
Daphnia carinata is the source of this 5340-nucleotide messenger RNA. RefSeq names its product NPC intracellular cholesterol transporter 1-like (gene Npc1a). Gene Ontology annotation, cellular component: membrane. Gene Ontology annotation, molecular function: lipid carrier activity. The record is from RefSeq and is a predicted model, not a curated record. Lineage: Eukaryota; Metazoa; Arthropoda; Branchiopoda; Diplostraca; Daphniidae.